This is a messenger RNA of Nothobranchius furzeri (turquoise killifish), 6801 nucleotides long. RefSeq names its product kelch-like protein 33. Lineage: Eukaryota; Metazoa; Chordata; Actinopteri; Cyprinodontiformes; Nothobranchiidae. The record is from RefSeq and is a predicted model, not a curated record. Gene Ontology annotation, molecular function: protein binding.
AGGAAUAUGGGAUCUAUGGGGCCAUUUUAAUCUGUGAAGCACUUUGAGUUGCAUGUUUUUGUAUGAAAAGUGCUUUAUAAAUAAAGUUGAUUUGAUUUGAUUUGAUCCGGUUCUGUAAUGUCUACACUGGUUACCUUUAAACUACAUAAUCCAUUUUAAAGCGCUUCUACUAGUUUAUAAAUCACUCGGUGGCAUGAGGCCAGAGUACACGUUGGAUUAUCUACACCCAGCAGGGCUCUGACGUCCUUAGGAAGCAGUCAGCUGGUAGAACCGGGUCAGAACCAAACAGGGUGAAGCUGCUUUUAGCUACUCCGCUGCUCUCAGAUGGAAUCAGCUUCCUCGUGACCUGAAAUGUGUCCCACCGGCCUUUGGAUGGCUGUUUUUCUGCUGCUCGUUCUGCACUUUAACUUUAAAUGAGUUAUUUUUUUUUUUCAUUUUUAAAUCAUAUUUUCUGUCAUAUAGUUUUUAACGAUCUUACUCGUGGAAAGCACGUUGAAUUGGCUCUGUGUAUAAAAUCUCCUACAUAAAUAAAGCGUCCUUGCCCCGUGUAGAGCUGGCACUUCCUUAAAACCCAGCAGCAGGAUGAUUUACAGCCACCUCCAACCUGUGAUGUUAUUUUUUACAGUGAGACCCAGCUGUUGGCCUUCUCCGUCCACAGAAAACCCAACAGGUGCUGAAUGUUGUUCUGCUUCUGUCUUCCCCUUUGCUCUUGGUGACCCUUGACCCAAACGGCGUUUGACUGUAGAGGAGCAACGUGAUCUCUCUCUGGUGACCCCCUAGGCAUUUAUAACCGCUCAUGUGUGUGAGAGUAAAGAUGGCUGCCAAGGCUUCUCGAGAUUCCACCUCUCAUGGACUCAGACGGGCUUGCUCGCGGGUCUGAACCAGUCCCACAUUUAUUUUGUGCUUUGGCACGAGUGUCACACUGUCUUCUAGAACAAGAGCAUUAAGAACUAGCACGAACCAUAAUAAAGACGAGAUGAAACAGUAAAAACAAAUCUGACCAAACGUUCGAUGCGUUAGCCCUUCAGCCUCUUCCAGCCACUGCGAUCAUCUGGAGUGCUACGUUACACCAUAGUUAACAGCUUGUUGGGUUACACGGGGCAUCGUGGUAACCUGUGGCCUUUUAGCAUUCCCCAGAGAGAGAGGGGAAGGACAGGAACAACCAAACAACCUCACCACUGAGAAAGGAUAACAGGACGCGCAUGAUCUGCAACUUAGAGAGCACUUCUCAUCCAACCGUAAGUCUUCCCCGUCCGUUGGCUUCUGGAUGCAUUAAAAGCGUCGACAGACUGAAGCGAUUGAUGCAGAUGACAGAGCUAAUGGAAGGUGUGCCAGUGGGUAAUCCACAUCUCCGGAGGAAGAGCGAGGAACGGAAGAGAGAGAUGGAAAAGAGCCGGGAAAACGGGUGGAGGGAGAGGACGAGCCGCUGGGUGAGUGUUGAUGCCAGAGAUGGAGAAAGGGAUGAGGAGGAGGUCUUACGAGGCCUUAGGGGAAGAGCUUAUGAAGAAAAGGAAGGAGAAGAAAAAGGAAAGGAGAAACGAGAGAAGAGGAGAGGCAAAUCAGAAGGUAGGAGAGGAGAGGAAGAUCUGAAAGAUGGUGAUGCAGAAGAAAGGCUGGAGGAAGAGCGUCAGUUUCACUACAGAGAGCAAGACGAGAUAGGACGUUAUGAGGAAGUCAGCCUUUCAGAUUCAGUGGAAUUUCUAAACAAUGAAGAUGUUGACCGUGAAGAUCUAAAAGGCUGGAAGACUUUAGGUGCAUCUAAAUCUGCAGGAAGUGAACAAGAGUUUCCUAAAUUGUUGCAAGAAGACUCCUCAGAUGAUGAAGGAACUCAGAGCCAAACAGAUGAAGGUGAGGGUGCUGAUGAUGCGGAUGAGUUCAAGGUCUACCACCAACACGAUCACCACACCUACUUAUUCAGCACCCUGAAGACGUUCAGAGAGUCCUCCAUUCUUACUGACCUGACUCUGAAAACGGAGGGUGGGAGGAGUUUCCACGUGCACUCGCCCGUCCUCGCUGCCGUCAGCUCGCUCAUCUGGACGCAUCUCAAGAAGACGGGCGAAGAAAACAAACUCAGUGGAAGUGUCGGGGUUCAACCGUGGUCAGUGUGUCUCGGUCCAGAGGUGGAUCCUGUUGGAUUAGAGGCCAUCUUGGAGUUUGCCUACACUGGAAUCAUAUCGUCUGUGAACAGGCACGACGUACAGAGAAUAAGAGCAGCAGCUGAGUCACUGGGCGCCCUCCGGGUUUGGCAGCUUUGUGUCAACGAUGAAGAUCCUCUCUCGAAACAGAAUGAAGAUGAGCAGAUCUUCGCAGCAGAGCAAAUGGAGCUCAGUCUUCAGUUCAUCAAACAACAGUGGAUGGACAGAGUGGGCUGUGAUGUGGUUCUGGAGGCUCUUGGUGGAUCUCUUCAUGUCCACAGAGUCAUCCUGGCUGCCAGUAGUGACUACUUCCACAGGAUGUUCACCUUGAACAUGAAAGAGUCCCAUCAGUCCUGUGUGAGCCUUCCUUUCGUGUUGGUUUCAGAGCUAGAAGUUCUGGCUGGUAGCUCCUACAGCGGGACUCUCCCUCUGAGCUGGACGAGCAUCUUUGAGAUCACCAGCACAGCUCUUCAGCUCCAGCACCAGCCAGCUCUGUCCUUGUGCUUUAACUUCCUUCAACAAGAAAUAACUCCCCAUACUUGUCUGGAUGUGGUAUCAUUUGCUGAAGCCUUCGAAAUGCCUCAUCUUCUUGAAGCAGCGGAGGAUUAUAUUUUGCAGCAUUUCCAGGAGGUUGCACGCACCUCAAAGUUCACUGACCUACCAGCCAGACAGCUUCUCAAGUACCUGAACAGUAAGUCCCUCUGUGUUUCAUCUGAGCUCAUCGUGUUCAACGCGGUGGUCUCGUGGAUUACAGCAAAGCCCAACGUAAGGCUCAAACUUGCCAGAGAGCUUGUGAGAACGGUCCAUUUCCCCCUGAUGACGUUCAAAGAAUUCAAAGAGGUCCAAUCUCGAACGCUGUGGUGUGAUCACAGCUUGGCAGGGCUGUUUGGAGAAGUCCUUGAAGACUUCUGCUCCAGUGAAAGUGCACUGCAGCACCGCUGCCGCUCCUAUUCGCCCAAAGAGUGUCUGGUCUUAAUCGGAGGUGACCAGAUCUCUGAGGACCUGAGCAGUCGCAGCGUCAGCAGAGAACUUUGGUUUGGGAAUUCUUUAAGGAAUCUCACAGGGAUUAAGAAGACAGUGGAAUGGAGAAAGUUGGGCGAGAUGCCAGAGUCAGAGAGGUUUAGUCACGAGGUUGCUGUGAUGAAUAAACAACUGUAUGUUUUUGGAGGCAAAAAGUAUUACGGCAUCGGUGACGCCCUGAACUCUGUUUUCAGGUUUGACCCCCAUCAGAACCGCUGGGAGAGCCUGAGUAAAAUGCAGGAAAAGAGAAGCUUGUUCUCUGCGGUUGUCCUCGAUGGAAAAAUAUACGCCAUUGGUGGGCUUCGAGAACCCGACCACAUGGACAGUGUUGAAUGCUACUGCCCCACCACAAACGUAUGGAGUUUCACCCGGCGCUUGGAUCUGCCUUUGAGUGGACAUGUAGCAAAGGUUUUCAAAGAGCAGAUUUUUGUCUCAGGAGGACAAAACAAUGACUGCUCAUGUCUUUCGUCCAUGUUUGUUUAUCGCCCAGAGACAGGAAGCACCUUUCUGGCCAACAUGAGCAAACCUCGAGCUCACCACUGCAUGGAGGUCCUAGGUGAAGGUAUUUAUGUCGCAGGAGGACUCACAACAAAGGAUGACGGGAGUCUCAUCAACCAGCUGGCCUGUGAGGUGUACAGUCCAGCUGCUAACUCCUGGACUGCCUUCGCUUCUCUGUCAGUGCCACAUGUAGGAGCAGGAAGUGUGAUUUUGGAGGGAAGAUUGUACCUACUGGGCGGGUACAGCCAGGAAGACCACAGUGACACCAAGAUGGUCCAUCGUUUCGACACCGCAAUGCAGAAAUGGGAGAACAUCGGAAGGACACCUGGACCAAAUAACGACUUACGAGCGUGCUUACUGACCUUGCCGCAACAUUUACGAGCGUAACGCUCCUUCCUGCAUUCUGAUGCCUGCUCAGGUGUAGGUGCACUUCAGGUGUAGGUAACACAGCCGAGUCAGUUUUAGGUGAAAAAAAAAUGAAACUUGACAAUUUUUCAUCAUGUAAAAUCUUAAAGGGUCAACUUGUCCUAGAUCAAAAGGGCUGUUUGUUAAAAAUGUCUCAUUAAAACCCAGUGUUGGGAGUAAUGCGGUACAAAAGUAAUUAAUUACUGUAAUGCAUUGCUUUUUGCUGUAAUGUGGUAAUGUAAGGCAUUACAGGGAAAGAAAACGGUAAUAUGUACUCGGUAUAAUUGUCAGUAACGCGGUAAUUACAAUGCAUUUUUAAACCCAGAAUCAAGAUGUGGGUUUCCUAAAAAUUCAAAUUGUGGGAAGCCUGAAAAAAGAUCCGGUAUCUACAUAUAUGACGUCAUUUAUGGACUCAGCUUUGCGGGCAUUCUAUGAGCAGAGAGGACGCAGCGGUAACGGCUCAAAUACUCCAGCUGCGUCCUGCGCGCGGCCGCUGUUAUAUUCACUAAACCGCUCCACCAAAACAAAGUCAUUCGUUUGCGAUCGUUUAUAUCAGCCCAUAUUCUCUGGUACUUCAUGUACUUUUCAGCUGAGUUCAUAAUCUGUGCCCCAGUGAUUUCAACUCAUUGCUGCUGGUUCGGUAGAUCCCUUUGGCUGAUUAGUUAGAAAGUAGGAAGUCUAGUUUACAGUUUUUCUGGAAGACGGGGAAAACAUGCAGCAUGCAGGAAGGUUAGAGAGAGAAAGGGCCGGAAAUUAUUCACAUAAAGUCAAGAAAAAAAGAAAAAAGUAGGUAGAUUUAUCCCCAAUACACAUGUUUACCAGUGAAAAGCAAUAAUAUAUAAGCAUUUAAUAUUUAUACAUGUGAUAGAAUCAGAUCACCCCAGAAGUCAGUCCCACAUCCAGGGCCGUAUCAAGGCAUUCGGGGACCAAGGCAAAUAUAGGCUUGGAGCCCCCACCACCUCACUCCCUGAUCUGUUAAUAUAAGAUGGCAGCAUGCUGAGAGUACAGAUUGUUGUUGCUUUUAUUUAAUAAACAAUCAUUUUAAAGCACUGUUAUUAUAUCUGACUGUUUUUAACAGCAAUCCUAGCUCAGACACCACAUCACCUUCCACAUAUAUGUCAUGAGCUCACCGAGCGUCACAUGACCAGAUUCAUAUUGAAGUUGUACUGGUGAAAGUAACUUAAAGUAAUGCAAAAGUAGUGUAAUGCCUUACAUUUUAAAAUCAGUAAUAUUGUAAUGUAAUGAAUUACUUUAAAAUGAGGGUAACAAGUAAUAAAUAAUGCAUUACAGUUUUGAAGUAACUUGCCCAACACUGUGAAAACCACAGAAGAAGAGAAGAUGAAUAGUUCAUUAUUAGUUACGGACAGGAGCUCUUAUUGUAUGCGUAUUUGAUCGUUUGUAAUCUGGUGUGUUCUGUGCACCAGGCUGAAUACAAUCCACCAUCGUGUGUUUACCUGUAACCUUGUUAUCAUUUUUCUGCUGUAAUAAGUGAACGCCCCCACUGUGGGAUCAAUAAAGUUUAUUCUAUUCUAUCAGAAGGGUCCUAUUACGGUUCCUUUAUUGAUAGGAUGAUCAUUAUGAGCUGCAGGAAAUGUCAGAUUAACAGUGUUGUUUUUGUAUUUUCACGUUUAGAAUUUGUGGAAUGUCAUUACAGCUGGUAAUCUUCAGAUCUGUGAAUGUACAUCACACUUUUCAACAAAAAAAUGUGAAACGGUUUAAAUCUGUGGAUAAUUAGCAUCUAUUUAGAUGUGACUUUGGUAGAAUAAUAAGUUCUGAGUUACAUUUAUCCAGGAACAAAACAUAAAGCAACCGUUGCUUCUAGUGCCGUAAUAACAACUGUUACCACAAGAGGGAGCUGUUUGCUCAUCAAGGACAACACAUGUAAAGCAGGAAUUCACUUUCUGGUGUAUUUCCUGUAGUAAGUGGGCCCUAUUGCAUUGGUAUUUAUGAAGAUUUACAACCUAAUCUUUCUGACUGUGACAAGCACGCUAUAGAAAUGUGUUUUGUUUUAUUAAACACAGAAUACUUUGUGAUUAACACAGACUAUUAGAUAUUCUUAAUAUAUUUUAAUGCAGUCACUAAUGUACUCUAACAGGCCGAGGUGUGCACUGGAGUCACAUGACUUGGACUCAAAUGAUAAAUGUACAGUGCCUCUCAGAGUAAGGACUCCAAAGCGCUUUACACUACAGUGUAUCAUUCAUCCAUUCACACUGUGACGGAGGAGCCGUCAUGAGUUACGCCCGUCCUGUAAGUAGAACCAGAAGGUGGGGUACACCCAGAAUAUCUGUAUGUGUUCAUAAACAUCAGCUGUUGUUUUGGCUCAACACAAAGCAAUUCGCCGUGGGUGCACAUGUGAUGUUUUGUUGUGAUUGCUAAAAUUAUGUUUCAGUAGGUUACCAUCGGUGUGUGUGCUCUGCGUCAUUGAGUUGUGAUGUGGAAAGAUGUGUAGAUGUAAAGUAGAUCAUGGGUUGAAAUGUACUAUUGCUUGGUGAUAACGCUAGGAUGUGUUGAUGUGUGUGAUUAAAAACUGCUGAGAAAAGGGUAAUAACGUGGUGGUUGGGCGGGGCCUGGCCCUUUAAAAAGGAUGCUCUGUGCUGUGGGCGUGGCUGGUCAUCAGAGUCAGUUCAGGUUCCGGUGAGGGGGGAUGCUAAAUGCUAAAUGCUAAUGCUCCUGGAUGCUAAAAUGUUUGUUUUACUGAGUUUCACCUGAAGAUGAGCACAAUAAAAGAGCACAUCACGCUGAA